This is a messenger RNA of Moneuplotes crassus, 3331 nucleotides long. Lineage: Eukaryota; Ciliophora; Spirotrichea; Euplotida; Euplotidae. The record is from the annotation of a GenBank genome assembly.
GGAAAAUCCUACUUUUGGCAUGUAUUAUUGGGUUAUGAUUCAUGCAAGAUGCCCAAGAUGAUGUAGACUCUAGAGGACUCAAGACUACUAAAGUUCUCAAGAAAGAGCAGAUAGCCUUGAAUGAGAAAGAUGAACACAUUAUCACUCUUUCACUAGAUGAUCUUGGUGUUGAACCUUCAAUGGACAUAUCUGAGUCACAUUCAAUUAUCAUUGAGGUGUGGUCCCAACCUGCAAGUACUGAGGUGGUUGAUAUGAAACAGGUCAUUGAUGUGAAGUCAAAGAUGAAUGCUCCAGGCCAUUUGAACGAGUUUGUGAAUAUAAAGGAUACUAUUCCAAUUUUGAGGAAUCAAACAUCAGGCAAAAUUUACCAUUACAUCAUCUACGAUUUGUGUUACUUAUCAUACCAGUUACAAGAGACCCCAACAAUCGAGCUCAAAUUUGAAGCUCUUGAUGGGUCAGUAAAGAGCGAUUUCAUUGCAAGAGUAGUAGAAUUCAAGAAUUUGAAAAUUAAUUGUGUUGAUUCUGAUAGCGACUGGUUUUUGCCAAGAGAAGACCAUGCAAGUUGCCAAACAUGGGACCAAAAGGUCUGGGUAUAUGGAGGAAGAAGAAAUGUUGAUGAUACAGUUGUUCCAAUGGGGGAUAUCAUGAAGUACGACUCAAAACUUAACAGGUGGUUUAAAGCAAAGGAAAAUUCAAAUCUAAAACCAAAGCCCAGAUAUGCCCACUCGAUGUUUUGCUAUUUCAACUAUCUUAUCAUCUUUGGAGGAAUGUCUUAUGAUGGAGAAAUCUUAGGAGAUCUCUGGGUGUAUGAUAUUACAAAGGAAAUAUGGACUUCAGUCAUAGACAACAAGAACUUGCUAGAACUCCAAAUCCAGAAUGUGACUGGUGUCAUUCCAAAGGAAAGAGCUUAUGCAGCCUCGAUCAUGAUGAAGGUCCUCGGAGCAGGUUACCUGGUUGGAGGUAAAAAUAGAGAAGGAUAUGCUUGCGAUCUUUGGGCACUCAAGAUUGAUAAAGUUAUCCAAUACGUUGAGGAUCCAGAGUCGGUUCAUAUCUCAAACUUUUGGGUGAAGAAGGAAUUUGAACAAGAAAUGAAUCAAUUUUGUAGAUUUGGCCACUCAGUUGCUGAAGUAACCAACACGACAUUCUUGAUUUUCGGAGGACUUGAUAAUAAUGAUAAAGUUAUAUCCUCCCCAGUGCUGUACAAUGUGGUUAACCAGACAGCUUUAGACCUGAUCGAAAGAGGAUAUGAUGGAGCCCCAAUGAAAAGAAAUAAGCCUGCUAUGUUAUCCAGCGGAAACCAAAUGGUAAUUAUGUAUGGAGGAGUAGACCCUGAAAGGACUGGAUACCUCACAGAUUUGUGGCAUCUAAAAGUUAGCGAACCCGAUAUAAUUUAUGAAAAAGUUGAGUAUGAAACCAAAGGAACAGCAUAUAUGGUUUCAUGGAGAAGUGGAUUCACAAUGGAAUACCUUAGAGGAAAGAAAUAUCCUUACUUAAUCGGAGGAUCCUUUGGAAACAAUCAACAAUCUCAGGCCUUAAUCUCUCUUCCUGAGGUUAAGUGAGGUAACCUUACUGAUUUCCAAACAACAACUUGCUCUCCCUGUCCAAAAGGUAGCUUUUUCAGUGGAAAGACAAAAGAAUGCAAAUGGUGUGAGCAGUAUGAAUAUUUUGAUGAAAACUUCGAUGACUACUUCAAGUCUCAGUGUAACUCGUGUCCAAGAGGACUGAUUGGAGGAAACUACAGAAGCUGAGUCCCAUGAGCUGGAGGAUUCAUCUUUAGUUCUGCUUCAAGAUCUCAUUGUAAAGAAUGAGCAGAGGAUAAAAUUUGUCCUUUAGGAACCAAGUAUGAAUUUGAAAAGGAAAAAUUUGCUGCUUUGAUGAGUGAUGUUCAAAUCAAUAACAUCCCUAAAAUUUUAGAUACAAAUGAUAUUACAGUAGAUUAUACAUCUACCUACAUAGUUCUCUUGUUAGUAUUCCUCACCCUAGUGUGCUCGAUCAUUGUCGCUAUUAUUCUAACUGGAUGUAAAGAAAGAUUCCUUUUCAUUUUCAGAGAAAUUGAUAGUGUUGCAGUAACUGGUGGUAAGAGAAAGAAAGUGGUUGGAGGUAUCCUGAUGGUGUUCUUUAUAUUAUACCUUACUCUCAUCUGGGCAGGAUACCUUAUCAAUUAUCUCGCGUACAACGAAAGAAGAGAAACCUCUGAAACUCAAAAUCCUUUUAGUCAAAGAGAAAUGCCAUCUUCUUAUGAAAUUGAAAUCCAGGCUUAUGGAAGUAAGGUCAAGGAAGCUAAUGGACCUUUCUUGCUAUACAAUGCUAGUAAAGAAAAAGAGCCAAAUUCAAAUCCAGAUGAUCUCUGUGACAAAUAUAAAAAGGAGAUUAACCUCCAUGAGAAAGGAAGAGACAUGGUUCAGUUUUCAUCUUAUUUCAGAGGAGCUAAAGUUGCUACAUUCCAGUGCAAGAGAAAUGCCCUAAAUAGUUUUUCAGAUGAAUACAACCUCAAAAUUGUGUUCAAAGAUGUACCAAAAGCAGAGAUAAAGGAUCAAAUCAUUCAUGUUUCUUUUGAUUCUGAUUACACUUAUGCGUAUCACUUCUUCAAGUGGAAGUUCAGAUCGGUCUGGGAAUAUGGAUUCGAAGAUAUGCCAAUAGCUUUCUCUGAAAUUGAAGGAAUCAUGACCCCACAAAUGAUGCAGGACUCUAAUAAGAACAUCACUAAAGCUUUCAAAGGACCAGAGCCUACAACCCUGUCAAUGUCUCUGAUCCCAACCCAUUAUGUCAAUGAGUUUGAAGGAACGAACCACGAAGGUUACAGAGUACAGUUGGAGGAAUUCUCUAGAGGAAGUACCGUAAACAAGAGAAAUCUCGUCAACAGAUACUUGGCUAAUGGGGAUGAGCACAAAGGAUUAAAAAUCCAGUUUAACGUUAAGAGUUCAAACAUGCUCUUCCAAGUUAGAAUAGAGAAAAUAAAAAGUAUCCUAGAGGUAGCAGCCUACAUGCUUGGGUUCCUUGCUGGAUUCAUUAUUGUUGUCAGAGCGACAAAGUACUACCUUCUCAAAGAGACAUAUUUCCUCGAACUUGAGAAACAAUGAGAGCAGUACUUUGGAAGACACCGAGAAAUUAAGUACGAAGAUGAGGAUGAUAUUACCAAUAUCGAGCUAAUGAGAUUAGAAAGAACUCGUCAUAGAAACCGUAUAGCAGACGAGGGAGAUCAUCUCAAUGCUUCUGAUGCGGUCAACAGAAACUCUGUAGUAGAUCUGGAUCAUAGCGAGCUAAAUGAUGAUGAAGAGAAUGACCUAAAGAAAUUAGCUAUUUAGUGUAAUUCAAUGUAAAAAUGAUUGAA